GCGACGAACGGUUGUCGAAGUUUCGAAGUAGUUACUUGUUCUAGAACUGAUCAUAUUGUGGGUCCAAUCGAAGUGCCCGGGAGUGUUUGCGCUUUUAUUCUACAUACACGAAGGUCGGGGAAGAGAUUUUAGUACAACGAAUUGGAAUCGAAUUUCACGGGUGUCACGCGUGUCGCGGCGUGCAGGAAGUUUUAAUUGAUUUCGACUCGGGAAAAAGGAAAACUGCAGGAAUUCGAAACGAAUGUGAAAUUGGCCGACAGUGGUAUUCAGUGAAAAGUGAAUGCGUUUGUGAUUGAACGGGAAGGUGCAAUGUACAAGAUUGACGAUGAGUUUCGUCCCCGGGGACGGGUGUUUAUGAAGGCACAACGGGAACAUGGACACAGCUAUCAACCGUCGAGCGCACUGGUCAGUAGAUCCAGUUCGCGGAGCAGCACCACCAGUCGGAAGGGACCGGCCAUUACGACCAACCUGGACGACAGCAAUCUGCGCUUUCGGCAUGAGAUAAUGAACGAAAAGGUGAUCGAAGCGACCGUAACCGAGCAUCCAGGAGUGAUCGAAACCAUGAACCGGGAUCACUGGCGGGCUCUGCCGUCGUCCAUGAGCUAUGGAAACGAGUUGGUGGUGGCACAUCCCGGCGGGAGCCAGGUCGUGGCCGAGGUUACGCGAAACAAGCGCUUUACGACGGAGGUCCUGGGGAACACGAUGGAAACGACGAGCACUUCCCAGCGAGCAUCUGAUGGUCAUCGGCGGAUGACGACUCAUAUUGUUCGGAAGAUCACCACUUUGACGCGGGCCGAGGAGCAAGCCCAAGCGGACAACAGGAUUCGACAGAAUAGGGACGUCAAAACGACGGAGAUUGGGUAUUUGCGCAUGGGAUCGCAGGACUCGAAACGUGCCAAGAUUUCCGACAUCGUCGUCGGUCAGGAGGACAAUCUAACGGCACGGGAAGCCCUGCUCCGGUGGGCCCGCCGUUCCACAGCCAAAUACCCCGGCGUCCGGGUAAACGACUUCACCGGCUCCUGGCGAGAUGGGUUGGCCUUCUCGGCGCUCAUCCACCGGAAUCGGCCCGAUCUCAUCGACUGGCGAGAUUCGAGAUCGCGCCGACCACGGGAACGACUGGAGCAAGCCUUCCACGUGGUGGAGCGGGAGUACGGCGUCACGCGGUUACUUGAUCCAGAGGACGUUGAUACCAACGAACCAGAUGAGAAAUCGAUGAUCACCUACCUAAGUUCGCUGUACGAUGUCUUCCCGGAACCACCACAAAUCCAUCCGCUAUUCGACAUGGAAUCCCAGCGAAGGGUACAGGAAUACAGGGAACUAGCACAACAGCUACUGUACUGGUGCCGGGAGAAGACCUCUCUCCUGCAGGAACGAGCUUUCCCAACGACGUUGAUCGAGCUCAAACGAUUGCUAUCAGAUUUGAAUCGAUUCCGAAGCGAAGAAGUGCCACCGCGACAACGCGACAAACAACGACUGUUUACCAUCUACAAAGAACUGGAAAAGUAUUUCGAAUCCAUCGGCGAGGUGGAUGUGGAGACCGAGCUGCGACCCGAAUCGCUGGAGAAGGCCUGGCACAGACUCAUGUCCGCUCUGGCGGAUCGGGACAUGAUUCUUCAGCAGGAAGUGCAGCGGCUCGAACGGCUACAGAAGCUGGCUGACAAAGUACAACGCGAGUACAAGCACACCGAAACCGUAAUUACCAAGAUCGAAACUCGAAUCACAGAAGAAAGCCGACGAAUCGAACGGUUACAUCCAGUCGAAGCGAAGAACAUUGUCGAAGGACUGGAGAGCGAAAUCCGGCACCUGGAGCAACCGCUCCAGGAAAUGAACGACGACUGCCAUAACCUGAAGGACGGCCGGUAUCCACAGGCUGGAGAUCUGCACAAAAAAGUCACAAAACUGCACCAACGGUGGUCCCAGCUUCGAACUACAUUCCACACUAGUUUAGUACAAAAACUAUCCGGUCUGAGCUACCCAGUUCAGGAGACGACGAUCACGAAGCAGACGCGUGUCGUGACCGAAACACGCCAAAUCGGGACGAAUCCGUACUUCCGAGACGUCCAGGAAUACACCGAGUGGUGUCAAACCAAACUGAAACAACUACUCACCUCGGAUUUCGGUUCGGACCUGCCGUCGGCCAAGGUGGAACUGGAACGCCACCAGCACGAGCACAAAGUGAUCGAUCAGUUCCACUCGAAGAUCAUUCAGAGCGAACGGCACCAGACCAAUUUCACCGGGGACGAGCUGCAGCUGUACCAGCAGAAGCUUAGCCAGCUGCAGAAGAUCUACGCCGAGCUGCUCAGUACCUCGACCAAGCGCCUGUCGGACCUGGACGCCCUGGCGGAUUUCCUGUCGGCGGCGACGUCCGAGCUGAGCUGGCUGAACGAUCGCGAACAGAUCGAGGUCAGUCGGGACUGGGCGGACAAGAAUCUGGAUCUGUCGGCCGUGCAUCGGUACUACGAGAACCUAAUGUCCGAGUUGGAGAAACGCGAGAUGCACUUUGCCACCAUCCUCGAUCGCGGAGAGGCACUUCUAGUCCAACAGCACCCUGCCUCAAAGUGUAUCGAAGGUCACCUCCAGGCCCUCCAGUCGCAGUGGUCUUGGCUGCUGCAGCUGACCCUCUGCCUUGAGGUACACCUCAAGCAUGCCACCGAUUAUCAUUCGUUCUUCGAAGAAAUCCGCGAGGCGGAAAACUGGCUUGCCAAACGGGACGAAAUCCUGAACACCAAAUACUCCCAGUCGGAGUUUUCGCUCGACCAGGGCGAGGGUUUGCUGCGCGGAAUGCAGGACAUCCGUGAGGAGCUGAACGCAUUCGGCGAAACGGUGGCCCAUCUACAGCACCAAGCGACGACGAUAGUGCCUUUGAAACAGCGAAAGCAACCGGUCAACCGGCAGUGUACGGUGCAAACGAUUUGCUCCUACAAACAGGGUAACAUUUCGCUGGAGAAGAACGAAUCCUGCACCCUGCUGGAUACCUCUGGCAGGGUGAAAUGGCGUGUGAAAACGGCCAAGGGAGCAGAAGGAUCCGUCCAUGGUGUGUGCCUUCUUCUGCCGCCACCGGAUCAGGAAUCGAUAGAAGCUGCCGACCGGUUGAAGCGAUUGUUCGACCGUUCGAUCGCCCUGUGGCAGAAGAAACAACUGCGGCUGAGGCAGAACAUGAUUUUCGCCACCAUCAAGGUGGUCAAGGGCUGGGACUUUGAGCAAUUUUUGGCGAUGGGUGCCGAACAGCGGACGGCCAUCCGGCGUGCGUUGAACGACGACGCCGACAAGCUGCUGGCCGAAGGGGACCCUGCAGAUCCGCAGCUGCGCCGACUGAGGCGCGAAAUGGACGAGGUGAAUCGACUGUUUGAUGAAUUCGAGAAACGUGCCAGAGCUGAAGAGGAAAGCAAACAAGCAAGCCGAAUCUUCACCGAACAAUGUAUCUCCCUCAAGACCCGUCUGGAGGAGAUGGCGCGCGAGUUGGACCACAUCAUCCUCUCGCCGAUGCCGCGCGAUCUGGACUCACUAGAACAUGCGGUCCAGAUCCUGGACGACUACAAACGCCGGCUGGGUCUGCUAGAACCGGACCUGAAACAUCUGCAAGAAACAUUCCGUACUAUCACCCUGAAGACGCCCGCUCUGAAGAAGAGCCUAGACAACCUCCUGGAGUUGUGGAAAGAACUCAACACUCAAGCCAGUCUGCAUGGCGAUCGUUUGAAACUGCUCGAAGGUGCUCUAGCUGGUCUGGAGGACAACGAGCAAGUUAUUUCCGAUCUGGAGGGCAAACUGUCCCGCCAGCUGGAACUGCCGUCGUCGCAGGAAGGUCUGUAUGAAGUAUUUAAGAAACUGAGCACCAUCCAGGAAACAAUUUCGGCACAACAACCCGAAAUGGACAAAAUGAACGAUGCCGCCGACCAGCUCGGUCGAAUGGGCGUUCCGACCAAGGUUCUCAGUGACCUUAAACGGCUCCACUCGAACGUGGAACGUUUGAACUCACGUUGGAACAAAAUCUGUGGACAGUUGGCUGAACGGCUAAGAAGCGUCGAAACCGCCAUCGGACUGAUGAAGAACCUACAGACGAGCAUUGUAGUGGAAGAAACGUGGGUCGAGAAGCAGACCGAGAAGCUACAAGCGCUGCCAACGGCCACCUCCGCCCGAGAACUGGAUACCAUGCUGGGUGAGGCCAUGGAGCGUGCGCCCAAGAUCGAACAGGUCAAUCUCACCGGUGGCCGCUUGAUCCGAGAAGCUAAGAUCUACGAUGGAAAGUGCCUGCACUACAUCGACUGGCUGGUAGAGAUGCGGCCGAGCUUUUCGCCUCCCCGGCAGGACCUGAGGCCACCGGACGCCGACCCGGGUGCCACCGAGGUGUACUCGAAGCGGCUGGACACACUGAACGGUCGCUAUGAUUCGCUGAUCGAACAUCUCACGCAGCGGCUCAAGACGGCGAUCGAGGUGAAUGGCGCGGACGGAUUGCGCUUUGCCGAAAGUCUCCAGAAGCCGCUUCGAACCUAUCGGAUGGAGUUCAAUCUCGGCCGUCCGGUGAGCAGCAACGGCAACGGAGACGAUUUCCAGGAAAUAACGGAGGACGUCUAUACCAGCACCUACUCGGCAACGCAAAUAACCAAGAUCACCAACAACAAGCUGAUCUACGACGCAAUGGACUCGGCAACGGCAGCAGCAGGUAACGGUGGAGCUUCCUCCCGGGAGGGUUCCCCAAAGAAAGUGAGUAAAGUGGAACUGCACUCGGAUGUGCACCAGCCCAAUGGUGGCGGUAGCGGUAAUGCUUCCUCCGUUCAGUUCACGGAAAUCCGUAGCUUGAAGCGCAUUUCGCGCACGAACGAAGCCGUCGGGACGAACAACGGGCUCGAGGAUGGUGAUACCAUCCUGAACACACCGGGCAUCGUCGAUCCGGUGAGUGGACGCAUUCUAACGGUUGGGGAAGCGAUUCGGUUGAGGAUACUGGAUGUGCGGAGUGGUCAGUUGAAUGUGAAUGGCGAACGGUUGAGUCUGGAGGAAGCGGUACGAAGGCAACUAAUCGAUGUGGAUUUGGUGGAUAACUUACUCAGGCCGGGGGCAGCGCUGGAUCGCGACGGAAGGCCCAUGAGCCUGCUGGAGGUGAUACAGAAGGAAAUUCUCGAGGCGGAAAACGGUUACGACAGCACGGAAAAACGAAUCAAGGUAACGACCAGCCACGAGUCAUCUCCUGUCAAGCGCACCUCCACUGUAAAGUAUAACGAAAAAGAAGCAAAAAGUAUUGUCGAUGCCAUUAAGCAGGGCCUGGUCGAUACUAGCAGUGGUCUCUACCGUACCGAGACCGGCGACCUUAUCACGCUGGCCGAUGCCUACGAGUACGGUUACUUGAUUCGUAAUGAAACAAUCAAGAUUGCGCCGCACACGCUCUCUCUGACCGAUUCCAUCGGCCAGGGCCUAGUGGAUAAUGGUGGCUGGGUCACUGAUCGUAACACUGGCGAUACGUUCCGACUAGAUUCAGCGAUCGCGAAAAAUCUGGUAAAUCCCGAUUUGCGGGAGAUUGUUGACACUAAGAACGACAUCAAAAUCACGGUGGCACAAGCUUUAGAUCAGGGCAUCCUCAAUGCGAAAACCGGCCGUUAUAUGAACCCGUUGACGAAGGAGAAACUGACAUUCGCGGAGGCACGAAACCGGCAGCUUAUCUGCAAACCGAUGACAUUGAAAGACGUAUGUGAUUUAAAUUUGUUUGAUAAGUCGGAGAAAAUUGCUUCUCCCACGAGACGCGAGCGGGUCAAUAUUCCAGGUGCUAUUAGUUUAGGUGUGUUAGAUAGCGAUAGCAUUAAGUGUGUUUACAAAACCAAGGGAGAACUGCUGACGUUGAAGGAAGCCCUCGAGCAGGAGAGCAUUCUUCCGUUCGAGAACCGGUUCCGUCAGCUGGAGACCGGUGAGCUUAUGACCAUUCCAGAGGCAGUCGAUCGAGGUUUCAUCUCAUCGGUUGCCAUUAAAUCAAUUUUCACUAUUUUCGGUUUCAAGGAUCCACAUUCCGGUGAGUUCGUUUCGCUCAAUACGGCUGUCGCGAAAAAUGUAGUCCGUAAGAAGGACGGUCGCUUCCAGCUGGAUGUGGGCAAGGGAGUUCUCGUUGAUCUACACGAAGCCGUUGCUCAGGGACUUGUCCGUCCAGAAGUUUACGAAAUGCUCAGCAGAAAAAUCGGCGUAUUCGCCGAAGGGGAUCACGAAUUGACCCUACUAGAACUAGUCUACCACGAUCUUAUUGACACGAAAACCGGCUUCUUGCUAGAACAUGGUACCAACAAGGUCCUCCCACUGGAACCAGCCAUAGAACGUAAAUUCAUUACACCAGAAGGCGCCUUACUCUUGAUUAGUCUAUUGAACAUCACCCUCACAACGGAAACCGUUGUGAAAACGAUCAAACGUUAUGUUACAAUCACGCACACCGGCGAGCAGGUGGAAACCCAACCGGACGUAUUGCUUUCCUUCACCGAAGCCGUCCGCCGGGGGUUGAUCGAUGAAAACACUCGCACCUAUCGGGAUCCUGCCACCGGUAAUGUUUACUCCGUACAACAAGCUUUAAAUCAUGGCCUUAUCCUGCCAGACACGGAAGCUGUUCCGGCGCAGGAAACUGGUAGCGAAGUUCCUAGUAGUAAACCUUCUUCCAUUCCAUUACAGUUUGAAACCCGUGUAGCAAAAUCCAGCAAGGCUAAAAAUAUUCUCAUUACAACCGAGUUCUUGGCUCGGGAACGUAAGGAAACGCAAACCAUCGAACUUCCACCGAAUGGUUGGCUUCUAGCUGAUGCCAUCUCCAAGCAACUAUUCGAUCCCGUUGCCGGCUUAUUCAUUAUCCCCGGGACGGAUCGAUUGGUAAGCUUUGAAGAAUGCAUCAAUUUGAAGAUCAUCAACCGCCAGUCGGCAUUCGUUACCGAUCCGAAGAAUCCUCAACGCAGGGUCACUCUAGAAAGUGCUCUCGACAAAAAGAUUCUCGAUGGUACCGGCCACUACCAGCCAGUAAAAGCCGAUAAAAUUACCAUGAAAGAAGCUCUUGAUCGCGAGUAUAUAAUUUUCGAGCAACCCAAAGAUCGCUCAACAGACGACGCUGUGAACCGCACCAUCCAGGUGACCAAAACACCCGGUCAACCUGAUCUUAUUGAAGUUUCCUCCACCAAUGACCAAAUGGUACAGGUUCAAAGUCUAAAUACGCCGGAAAUCCUCAGUCCGGAACCCUUACAGUUGGCUCCGGGUAUCAUUUAUGACCCUUCAACAGCCCUCGUGAUCUUCACCGAUACGGGUAAGUCCGACAACAUCGUCCAUGCUGUCACGAGCGGUAAAAUUGAUCCCAACUUUGUGAAGGUCAAGGACCCCAAUAGUGGUGAGGUGAUCACCAUCACUGAAGCCGUAAACCGUGGAGUUCUUGAUCCUCAAACAGGUUCGAUUAAGGAUCGUUCUGGACGACCAAUGAGUCUGAUUGAAGCUGCUCAAAUGGGUGCCUUAGCCGUUUGCGGUGCCCCCUUGGUAGCCGCCGCAGGUGCUCUGGCUUUGCUCAAAACGAUUGUUGAUCCCACUACCGGCGAGGAAAUUCCCAUUGAGUUAGCUUACGAACGUGGCUUGAUCACCAAGAGCCAACUUCCCAGUCCAGAGCGCGCCGCUCUCAGGAAGAAACUCAGUGUUGAAGACAACAGUCGGCGUUCGUCCGAGGGUUUGAUCGUUACUGUUGGCGAUCGUAAAGAACCUCUAGUGCUACAGCGAAUGCGGAAAUGUGUCCUACGUCCGAAGGACGCUGCCGAAAAGGGUAUUCUUGAUCAGGAAACUGCUCAGGUGCUUGAAAAUCCCAAGCUCUUUGAUAAUGGUCUUUCACUUGAACGAGCAAUCUCCGCUGGCCGUUUGGAUGGUAACCGAGGCAAGAUCGUCGAUCCUCAGCGAGGUCACAUUCUGACAAUCAAUGAAGCCAUGCGUCGAGGAAUUCUUGAUCGUCACGGAACGAAUAACAUAUUUAUACCGUUGGCAAAAUCUUUAUCCAUCCCGGAACUAAAAAAGCAAGGUCUACUGGAUGUAGAAAGCUCCAAGAUCUACCACCCUGAAUCGGGUCAGCUUCUAACGUUAAAGGAAGCUUCCAUUUGCGAAAUCGUUGAUCCUUUAUCCGAAGUAGUGAUCAACGGUAACCAACGAAUUCCCUUGGAACAGGCCAUUCAAUCGGGCGCUGUUGACGCUGACAAGUGUACCGUCCAUAACGUUAAACUGAUGGAUGCAAUCGAUAACAAUGUGUUUGUAGUGCCAAAUUAUUCUGCUCAGAUCCCUCCCGUCGGGAUGACCCUUCCAGUGAUAGUUAAACGUCAACUUUUGGAUGUAGAUCGCAAAGAGAUCAUGCACCCGAUCAGUAAAAAUCGUAUGAAGGUACAUGACGCAAUCAAGAAGGAUUUCGUGAUGGCUAUUCCCUACACUCCGAAUGCAGACGCUGUAGACAUUGAGGAAGCACUGGACAAAAAGCUGAUCAAUACAUAUAAAGAGUCAUUCACAAAUCCCAAAAAUUCAGAAGAAAUCCCACUGCAGGAAGCCAUCGAAACCGGGUUACUAGAAGUGAAGCCACUUCCGGAAAUGGUACGAGGAAUGCAGGCAAAUACGGCUGUGACCUCUAUCCAAGAAACGAUUUCAUCCUCUCAUACGAUCACAACAAAAACAGUUGAAAUACAAUCCGGUUAUGCGUUGAUCUCCGCUACUGAAGUGCAAGACACGGCAACCGGUGAGAUCAUGUCAGUGGAUGAUGCUCGACGCAGAGGAAUCAUCAACGAUGAGGAACAAACGAAGAACGAAAUCUUGAACAAGGAAGUCAACAUAAACUUUAACGAUGCUCUGCAGAGGGGACUGCUAGAUGUGACCAAGGGAAUGUUCAGACAUCCAGAUAGCGGCGAUGUGAUGUCAAUUUCGGACGCUGUUGAUAGAGGGUUUAUUGCUACGAAAACGGCAAGCGACGAAGCGUUGAACCGGUCACCAGAAAUGGUGCAUAAAGUAGUUACAAGCGUUGAUAUUGCGAAGCAGGGAACAUUGCUUGACCCUAAGAAACAGGAAGUUGUUCAUAAAAUAAGUGUUGAGACAGAUCUUCGUCAAGAUCCUAUGAUCAACAACGGCCGUCAACCAGAACCUAACAAUUCUGCGGGUGACAGUAAACUUGCAGAGAACAUCAAAGACGCUGCAAAAAUGGGUUUGAUGGCAGUCGUUGGAGCGCCCAUUUUAGGAGGGAUGGCGAUCGCCGGUGCGGUCAAGAAAGUGUUUGAAAAGAAGGAAAGCGAAAAGUCUAGUUCUGUCGUCGUUGAUACGACUGGUGCAGUAGUUGAGUCAUCAAGCCAACAAUUCAGCUCAACGACGAUUCAGGUUAUUACAAAGACCGUUGAGAGUACACCUUCAAUGGGUGCCGUGUCUUCUGUUGAUAUUAGUGAAGCUCCUAUCUCUGCAAUUAAAAUAGCCAGUGUUGGACCAGACAAAGUUGACACUGAAACUGAAAUUAAGCUUGAGAAGCAGGUAGAACCUAUCGUCACUGUGUUUAGCGAAGAAACCACAUCUGCUGUGAAAACUGAAAAUACCGUGUCUUCUGUUGUUAUUACCGAAGUACCGAUGAUGCCAGAAGAUGCUUCGUUAGUCCAGGUAGGAACUGCUGAACCUGUGAAAGCUGAGGUUGAAGCUCCAUUAAAGGUUGAACCGGAGAGCUCAGGGCGAGUCGAAGAAACUUCCUCUGUAGUUAAGCCAGAUUCUAAGAAGUCUGUCAAAGAAGACACGGAGGACGUUCAACCAGCUCCUACUAGCAGCAUAGAUGAAGCAACUGAUUCGAAAAAGCCUGUAAAAGAAGACACGGAGGCUGUUAAACCAACUCCUACAAGCAGCGUAGAUGUAACUACUGAAGAAUUCAGUUCGGAAGUUACAGCAGUUGUUUCUGAACCAUCAACAGUAAUUACAGAGAUAGUAUCCUUAGACGUCGAGCAACCUUUGAACAGUGUUUCUUCUGAUUCUGUUGAAAAAACUGUGAGCAAUGUACCGAUGAGUUCUGAACAACCCAGCAGUGCUGAAGAGAAGAAUGUUAGUUCUGAAGGUCAACAUGAGGCACCCUCCGGUGCUACUCUGAACGAUAGCACUGAUGCCAACAUGAUCAAACCGCUAGCUGUGGAAAAAACAGAUGAGCCUGUUGCUCCCAAAGCAGUUAGUGAAGAGCUCAUUACAGUUAAGAAGGUGGUAGUAGAAGUCAGUAUUGAAGAACCUAUACCAGAAUCAGUCUCAAAAGAUUCAGAAAUUGAAGUUGUCGAAACUUCUCCAACAGAUAAAGAAUUACCAGCAGAAAGCAGUCUUGUGGAUCCUGAAACAAAAUUAUCUCCACAAUAUGUUGAAGAAGUUCAGAGGCCAAUGCAGGAGCCAACGCCUUCGGUUGGUUCGAGUACUUUGAAUACCGAGGCUACUGAAAAUAAACCUAGUGUCGAUCAAGCCUUAACAAAGGAUAAUUCUCCAACAUCUCAAGCCGCCGCAGUGGUUCCAAAACUGGUAGAAUCUACAUUUGAUAACGAAGUGCCAAAACUAGAAGAUAACGUAGCAGACGUUAAUCGGGUACCCACUGCAGUUGAUCCAAAGGAGGAGACGCUCAACAGCUCCUCUCCUAUUGAAGCUGCAGUACCAACUGAGUCACUUUCAACGUCUCAAAUUAUACCCGAUCAAGACCCGCAGUCAGGGAAACCUAGUGAAGUAGCUACAGGUCCUGUGAAAACUACUGACGAUUCGAAGGAUUCAGCACCAUUGACAGCUCCGGUCCAAACUCAGGCAGCAACUUACCUUGAAAGGGAGAAAACCCCGGAGCGUCCAACAGAUCUUAAGACGAACAAAGAAUCAACCGGAAGCGAAACGGGAAAGAAGGUUUUGGAUGCAGCCAAACUUGGACUGAUGGCCGUAGUUGGUGCACCGAUCUUAGCAGGAAAAGCAGUUGUCGAUGCUCUGAGGAAAGAUCGUUCCGAAGAGCUUGAAAAACCAAAACAGAAGAGCAAACCAGCUUCCGUUGUCGAUGCCACGACUGCAUUCCUGAAUAAUGAACGAUCACCCGGUGAUGGUCAGCGGGAGUUCCGAGACCUUGAGAAAACAAUUGGAGGUAUCCUAGAUCAAGAAGAUGCCGAUGGAAAGCUGAGGACUCCAGAGAAGCACGUCACCUUUGAUAUUGCCGAGAAAACACCAGAGCGCCGCCAGCCUAUCAAGGAUGAGCCUUACGAAAGGUUACCUCUCGGGGAAGCGAUCUCCCAAGGCAAAAUCAUUCCGAAGAUCUGUCGCGUGUUGGUAGAUGACAAGGAAAUGCCCUACACGGUUGAAGAGGGCCUUAAUGAUAGAAAUGUGAGAAUCUACGACAUUGUUGACGUUAUUUCCCAGGAGUUGGUUUCAUUCGUUGAAGGCGAACCUGAUGGCUUGGUCAUCGAUGAGUCGUUGACCAAGCAGAAGUUGAUCGAUCUAGGGGUGUACGAUCCGGAUACGGGCAGUUUCAUCAAUCCAGAUGACGGUGAUAAAAUGUCCUUCCGUGAUCUGAUCUACAACUCGGGUUUGAUUGAUCCAAAUACGGUGUUCGUGAAAGAUCUCGGUCGGGACCAAUACGAAACCUUAGAUGUAGCCCUUCAGAAACAUCUGAUUGAUAAGAAUAUGGGACACAUGUUGGACAAUAAAACCGGUAAGAAGGUCAAGUUUGUUGAGUGUUGUAAGCGAGCUUGGAUCAUCCAGAGAGAACCGUCUAGCGAAAACCUUGAUCAGUCACCUACGCUUUCUGAAGUAUUGGACGCUGGUCAGUUCAACCCACAAACUGGAGAAUUGGUGCAAAACAACCAAAGUGUUCCAAUUGCAGAGGCCCUACGCGCUGGAUUCAUUGACAACGAUUCAGUUUCGGUCAGAGAUCCAACCGACGGAGACGUUGUACCACUCCGUGUUGCGAUCGAGCGUGGAAUCAUCGACCUGAAGUUGGGUGUUAUCUAUAAUCGGGAAACGCAGGAGGAGAUUGAUUUGAACGAUGCGUACAACCGUGGUUUCAUGUUGGAGGGUAAGCGAAAGCCCAUUUCCCUAGAGGCAGCCGUUCGCAAGGGUCUGUACAAUCCGGAAUCUGGUUUGAUCUUGGAUACGAUCACCGAAGAAAUGGUUGACGUACAACAAUCGGUAGAUAAGGGUAUUGUUGAUCCGAAGAUUUCGAAUGUUAAGGACACUAGGGAGAACGUGUUGGUGCCUUUGCAGGAUGCUUUGGAUAAGAAGCUCAUCGAUAGUGAAUCUGGAAAGAUGAAGGAUACGGUAACGGACCAAUUGCUUCCGUUGGACGUAGCCUUGGAGAAGAAGAUGAUGGAAACGAAACAGGUCACACACAGUUUGAUCGAUGUAUUGAACAAAGAAUUCUAUGACCCUAGCUCGGGUAAGAUUUUGAACCCGGGCAAUGGGGAGGAGAACAUUUUGAAGGACGCGAUCGAUUCGCAGCUGGUAGAAAUCGAGAGUGUAUUGGUGAGGGACGAACAGAAAGACAAGGUCGUCAGAUGUGGGGAAGCCAUUGAAUCUGGGCUACUGGAUGAUGUUCGGGGUGUGUUGACAAGACCGGAGUUGACGCUCGAUCGUGCCUAUCAGAAGGGUUACAUUCUGAGCAAUAAGAAACCAAUUUCAUUGACAGAUGCUCUGCUACGGGGCUUCUAUGACCAGCAGAGUGGAUUAUUGCGCUUCGAUGGAGCGCCUGGAGUCACGCUAGAAAAGGCAAUCGCCGAUGGUGAGAUCUCCACGACUGAUUUGAUCGUUAGAGAUCCUAAGAGUAGAGGCGUUGUGAGCCUUUCGGAAGCUAUCCGUGGAGACCUGGUUGAUCCCGUGUCGGGCAUGGUGGUUGAUUCUGGAUCUGGCUUAAGCAUGGGUAUGAUGGACGCCCUGGAAAGAGGCAUCAUUGUAGUAGCUAAGCGAAGAUGCAGCUUACCGGAUGCAGUAUUCCGCGGUCUAUAUGAUCCCAAGUCCGGUCAGUUUAGCAGUACUACAACUCCGGAGAAAAUGUCCACGGAACGAGCAAUACGGCGUGGUAUGCUGGAUCCAGAAUCUACCAUUGUGAACGUUUCCGGUAAGAUUCAACCAUUUGAGCUUGCUAUUGAGAAUGGUACGGUAGAUGUUAAACGAGGUACCAUUCAGGAUGAAGCAGGUAAUAAGAUCGAUUUCAGGGAAGCCUUUGAUCGUGGUUUAUUGGUUGAAGUGAGGAAGCCAAUCAGUUUGAGUGAGGCUGUUGUGAAGGGUAUCUACAGGGAAAGUAGCGGUAUGUUUAUGGAUCCGAAGACUGGUAAAAAAUUGACAUUGGCUCAAGCGAUCGCCGAAAAGGUGAUCGAUCCAAAUUCAGUUCAGAUCAAGGAUCCUACUACCGGUUUCUACAAGGACUUGGACUUAGUGGAUGCCAUCGAGAGCGACUUGAUCAAUGGUCAAAACUCGAAUGUUAAGCAUAGUGGCGAAAAGAUUACGCUGAAGCAUGCCUUCGACAUUGGAUUGCUGUACGAUAGCAAGGCCCCGAUAAGUUUGCAGCGCGCGAUCCAUCAGGGCAUUUAUGACGAUAAGAGUGGAAAGAUUGUCGAUCCAAAGUCAGGACGUCAAAUUACUUUGCAUGAAGCGACCAGGAAGUUUGUUAUCAAUCCCCAGUUACCGUGCUACUUCAAUGAGAAGGAUGAAAUCAUGCUGAAUUUGUUUGAGACGUGUCGAGCGAAACUGAUCGAUCGACGAGAAGGUGUGUUCAAAGAACCGGGAAGUGAGGUGUUCAUUCCUUUGAACGAAGCUCUUGCUUUAGGGUUGAUCGUUGACAUCGAGAGCGCUGGAUUUGGGUUGUACGAAACACUUGCUAUGGGCUUCUACGAUAAGAAGAGUGGGAAGAUCAUUCAUCCGAUCACAAACCGAAAGAUCACAUUGGAGGAAGCUUGUAGGGAAGAUAUUGUGAAUACAGGUUCUUCCAUUGUCAAGAAUACAGUCACAGGCAAGUACGUCCGUUUGGAUGAAGCCAUAAGUGCCAAGAUAAUUGAUGAUCAAGAGGGAGUUUAUGUUCUUCCAAAGGGAAAUAGGAUCGAUUUGCAGGAAGCUAGACGAAAGGGUUUAAUUGUUACCAAUCAGAAGUUGCUGUCUUUGGAGAAGGCAAUCAAGCUUCAGUUGUAUAGGCAAGAUUCCGGAACGUUCCUUGAACCUAUUUCUGGUGAUCACAUUAAUUUGCAGGAAGCUCUAGAUAGUGGACUGUUAGACUUUGAGACUACGGUUUACAAGGAUGCAGUAACAGGGCAGGACAAGCCGCUUAAAGCGGCAAUCGCCGAUCAUGACAUAGACGUAGAGAAGGGUAAGGUGACAGAUAGGAAAAGCGAUAGAACGUACAACUUUGACGUGGCAUUCAAUAAGGGCUUGCUGGUUACGGUUCAAAGACCGAUAACCGGAAAGAUUCUCGAGAGGAAGGAAAGCAUAGAUAAUCUACUACAGGAAUCACCGCUAGGCAAAAGUCCGAAGGAGAUGAGCUUGAAGGAUGCUUUGCGACAUGACAUUUUGUCAAUCGAAAAGUCAGUGGUGAAGCAUCCAAAGAACCGGAUGUUCGUGCCUCUGAGGAUAGCAAUACAGGAGAACAUAAUUUCCGAGGAAAGUCGUGCCACGGUUGAUCCAAAACAGUCGUUCUUCGUGUUUGACGGUAGCAAAGUCGUAUUCGUACGGGAACCGUUGACAUUCGAUCAAGCGGUUGAAUCUAGUCUACUGGACCUGUCGACCGGUAAGUUCUUGUACAAAACUCCAACGAUUGGUGGUGGUGCGACGGAAAGCGAAGUGACUGAACUGUUGAACCUGAAAGACGCGAUCGGUCAAGGUUACAUCGAUCCCGAAUCGGUCCUACUGAAAGAUGGCGCUAAAAAGAAGUUCCUUCCUUUGCCGGAAGCGUUCCGCAAGGGACUGAUCGAUGCCGAUAAGUCGAAUGUGCUGGAUACCAACACAUCCAAGUUGACAACUCUCCAGACGGCAGUCGACAGCGGUCUGCUGAUUACUCCGAAGCGUGCAAUUUGUCUUAUGGAAGCUCUUGACUAUAGUUUGUACAAGGCCGAGCGUGGUACUUUCGAGGACCCGUUCCAUCCUAACCAACCCAAAACCCUAAACGAAACCAUUCAAUCCGGUUUAAUUGACCCAACAACAACAAUGGUACGUGACAUAAGUAACAAUAGUGUAAUUGUGCCGUUGCUAACCGCCGUCGGCAACGGUCUAAUCGACCCGGUUGGUGGACAUUUCAAUCUUGCAAGUGAACAAACUAAGAUAGAUCUCGUGAAAGCACGUGACCGAGGAUAUCUCAUUCAAGCAGAGCAAAGGCAAGCCGUCGUUGAAAAGUUCGCACUUUGCGAAGACCACCUGGCGAAACUGCUGGAAUGGAUUACCAAGGUCGAGCAGGACAUUGCUUCCGUUGGAGGACCGAAGGAACGCGUUGAUGACUUGAGAAACCAAAUCAAUUCGCUCAAGCAAAUCAAGGACGACAUAGAUGCUCAAUCCCGACCCGUAGCAUCGUGCCUGGAACAGGUCCGUCAACUGGUUCUCACCGGUGGAGAUGUGCUGAGCGCUCCAGAGGUAGCUGCCUUGGAAAGCUGCGGCCGUGAACUGCGUUCUCGGGUCGACAAAGCACAGGACCGCACCAGUAAGCUGCUUCGUCGUUUGGGUGCUGCUCGUGAUGAACUCGGAAAACUCCGUUCCGAAUUGGAUACCUUCUCCACAUGGUUGCAGACGUCCCGUCGAACACUGGAGGACAAGGAAAACACCCUGUCCGAUCUUAACCGUCUGUCCACACAGUCCGAAUCGGUGAAGGAAUUCCAUGGCGAUGUCGUUGCGCAUCAGGCUGAUCUUCGGUUUAUCACCAUGGCUGCGCAGAAGUUCGUCGAUGAGUGCAAGGAUUACCUAUCAGUGCUGAACGACUUCCGCACGACACUACCAGAGCGACUGCCACACAUCGAACAGGUGUCCAGCUCGGAUAGUCCGAUUCGUCAGGAAGUGUCCUUAGUCACUGCUCAGUACCGUGAUCUAUUGAACCGUGCCAAUGCUUUACUGGACCGUCUUGCAGGUCUUGGCGGUCGCCAACGCGACUACCAGGAAUGUUUGGAAAAGGUACGCUCUUGGCUGCGAGAUGUUCAACCCCGUGUCAGCGCGGUGCUAUCCGAUCCUAUUGCCGCCGAUCCACAAUCGGUUCAGGAUCAGAUGAAUCAAACCAAAGCGCUGCAGAGCGAGUUCAUGUCUCAGGGACGCCUCAUCGAUAACGUACAACACAGUCUGGACGCUCUACUGAAAUCACUUGCCGGACGUCUAAGCCCAUCUGAAGUGUCCGCCCUGGAAAUUCCGGUUGAAGAUGUCAAGAAUAAAUACAACCAAUUGCUGGGAGCUUUGGGAGAUCGCUCAAAACUCUUGGACACGGCUUUGGUUCAGUCACAAGGUGUUCAAGAUGCCCUCGACGGCCUAUCCGGCUGGAUCAACCAGUCUGAAGACAAAUUCAAAGUACAAAACCGUCCAGCGUCUCUUAUCAAAGAACGCCUCAACGAACAAGUACGUGAACAUCGUGGCCUGUUGAAUGAUCUUGAGUCGCAUCGCACCAGUUUGGAAAGCGUUACACUAUCAGCUCGCGAGCUAAUGGCUAACGCUUCAAAUGCCCGUCUUGCCAAGAGAAUAGAAACCAACUUAAGCGACGUAACCGGUAGAUUCGAGAAAUUGCUGGACAAGGCCCUGAAGCGUGGAGAAUUCCUCGAAGAUACUCUAGCUCAGCUCAAUAAGUUCAACGAAGAUGCAGCCAGUUUGGAGCAAGAACUUUCCAACCUUCAGGAAGCUCUCGAUGGACGAGAGCUGGCUUCUCUGCCAGCAGACACCUUGAUGCAGCGUAUGAUCGAGUUGUCUAGAAACAAGGAACAUCUUCGCCCAAUGUACGAGAAUUGUGUUAGGCUCGGCAAAGACUUAAUUGCCAAACGCGACGUCACUGACACUGGUGUGGUUCGAGAUCGUAUCAAAGCGCUGGAGAACGCCUGGAAGAAUCUGGAUGUAACUCUCGAGGAGAAGCUUAAAUUGUCGAAACAGAAGGCCGAACAGUUGAACGCCUACGAAGACCUUAAAGAUCAAGUUCUGGUAUGGCUAUCGAGUAUUGAAACCAGAACAAACAACAUGGCUCCAGUUUCAGUAGAUGUUGAAACGAUCAAAUAUCAGAUCGAGGAAGUGAAACCGUUGAUCAAGGAACAUCGUGACUAUGCUGUAACCGUCGAUAAAGUCAACGACUUGGGAGCUCAGUACGAUGCCUUAGUGCGUCCGGACAGUCCAACCCGGAAACGUUCCGUCUACAGCCCAAUCAAACGAUCGACCGUCAGCCCAAUGCGCCGAAUGUCGGGAGAUGCGCGAUCACCCAGCCCUACUAAGGGUCUACUAGUGGGACAAAGCCCUACUGUGUCCCCGCUAUCUCCCGGUGGAUCGAGCGGAUUCGGUAGUCGGCGAUCAUCGCAAGAUGGUUUCCAGCUAACCGAUCUCACACCGAUCCAGCAACAGCUGACGGAGAUCAACAAUCGGUACAGUUUGGUUGGUGCACGUUUGAACGAUCGCCAGAACGAGCUCGACUCCGUGAGAGAUGAAGUCCGCAAACAUCAGGAGAGCUUGAAAACUUUAGCCAACUUCUUGGACAAGAUCCAACGUCAAGUGCCCAAAGAAGUCAUUAGCAACAAGGACGAAGCAGAACGGUGCAAUAAGCAGGCUCGCAAGGUUCUGGAAGAAAUGUACGAGAAACAGAGUUUGCUUGAUUCUACCAAAGCACAAGUGAAGGAUCUGCUGAAACGCAAACCUGACGUGCAGGGUGCUGACCGCCUGCGCUCGGAACUGGACGCUGUGGCUGAUCGUUGGAAGAAUCUACACGAUCUAUGCAAGGAUCGCAUCAACUUCUCCGAACAACUGCGUGAUUUCCUGGAUACACAUGACAAUCUGAACACUUGGCUCGGAGCUAAGGAACGUAUGCUGACCGUGCUUGGACCGAUUUCUUCGGAUCCACGCAUGGUGCAAAGCCAAGUUCAGCAGGUGCAAGUACUCCGCGAGGAAUUCCGUGGCCAGCAGCCGCAGUUGAAUCACUUACAGGAAGUCGGUAACACUGUGCUCGAAUAUCAGCGAGAAUCAUCUCCUGAAGGACAAUCGGUGGCCUCUAAAUUGAAGAACGUCCAGAAGAAAUGGGAUGAUCUUGUUAGUCGUCUGGAUGAUCGUGCUCAAAGCCUGGGAGCUGCUGCUGAUACUUCCAAGGAGUUCGACGCUGGUCUCAACCGUCUGCGAGAAGCUUUGCAGAACAUAAGCGACAACCUGGAUGCUCUUCCAACCGAUCGCGAUCACCAGGAAACAUUACGAAAGAUAGAAAACUUGGAACGUCAACUCGAAGGACAGCGUCCUCUUCUGGCAGAUUCAGAAGCGGCCGGUGAAGCUCUAUGCCGCGUUCUCAGCGAUCCAGCUUCUCGAGCGGACGUCAACGCACGUUUAGCUGCCGUUGGAAAGCAAUAUCAGAAUCUACAGAAGAAACUGGACAACCGGAAGGCAGAAACCGAUUCCGCUCUGCGAGAUGGACGUCAGUUCGCUGAGACUUGCGCUCGUACUCUUGGCUGGCUGUCGGGAGAGCUGGGCAACCUGACGGAUCGCCUGCUGGUAUCCGCUCAUCGUCCAACUCUGCAGCACCAGAUCGAAACUCAUGAACCGAUCUAUCGCGAAGUUAUGAGCCGCGAACAUGAAGUCAUUAUGCUGCUGAACAAAGGACGUGAACUGCAGGAAAAACCAGGACAGCUCCCCGAUCGUACUGUGCAGCGUGAUCUGGAGAAGAUCUCUCAACAAUGGGAACGCCUGCGUAACACUGCGGUUGAUCGACACUCGCGACUGCAAACCUGUAUGGAACACUGUAAGAAACACUCAGCUGCAUCAGAAACGUUUUUGGCUUGGCUGCGUGGAGCAGAAGACAAACUGGCCUCAUUCAAGCCUGGUAUUCUGAAGAAAUCGCAACUUGAUCAACAGUUGAAGGAACUGCAGACAUUCCGUUCGGACGUCUGGAAGAGAUCGGGCGAGUAUGAAAACACACGUGGUCUGGGUGAAUCCUUUAUCGGAGCGUGUGAUGUUGACAAAGAUCCCAUCAAGGUUGAGCUGCAGGAUAUGAAGGACCGCUGGGAACGUUUGAACAAUGAACUGCUUGCUCGUGCUCAAACUUUGGAAACAUGUGCCAAACGUUUGGGAGAUUUCAACGAAGAGCUGCGUGAUCUCGAACAUGCCGUUGGUCGCUGCGAAGAUCGUCUGGCUGCGCAUGACGCUUUAGGAGGUGCUGCUAAGGAUCCCAAGUUGUUGGACCGCGUUAAAACCAUCAAGGAGGAUGCUUCAGCCCUGCGUAAACCCCUUCAGGCGAUUCGUAAGUUGGCAAGCGAUAUUGCAGUUGAAGCCCGCGCUGCCGGCGGAGAUGGUGAUCAUCUAAAGAGUGAGGUUGAUGGAAUCGGCGAUCGCAUUGAAGAUCUUCAUGCUCGAUUGGAUGACCGAUGCGGUGAGUUGCAAUCCGCUGCUACCGCAGUAUCGCAGUUCAACGAUGCAGUCAAGGCUUUGGGCGUGGAUUUGAAUGAUCUGGAAAAUCAAAUCGAUUCAUUGAGUCCACCUGCUCGAGAAAUCAAGACGGUAAUGAACCAACUGGAUGAGGUAGUCGGCAUUUUGAGCAAGAUUGAUCGUACCGCUGAUCACGUCGCUAGUGUCGAACGCGCUGGUGAACAGCUAGUUGAUUCUGGAUUCGCUCCAGAUACAGCUAGCACUCGGGAUCAGAUCGGGACAUUGAGGAGACAGCUUGGAAAACUGGAGAAUCGCACUCGCGAUCACGAUGAUGCGCUGCAGAAGGCUUUGAAAUCCCUGCAGAUAUUCUACGAUCUGCAUCAGAGUACGCUGGAUGAUUUGAACGAUGUGGCUGAUCAAGUGAAGAAAUUGAAACCGGUCAGUUCGGAAUUGGAGCAGAUCCGACACCAACAGGAUGACUUCCGUCGAUUCAAACAACGCCAUGUGGAACCGUUGAUUCUGAAUAUCGAUGAGGUGAAUCGCAGCGGACAGGACUUGAUCCGCUCGGCUCAAGGUGGUGUUCCCACGGGAGUUUUGGAGAAAGAUCUGGAAAGGAUCAACGAAAAGUGGAAUGACCUCAAGGAAAAGAUGAACGAACGUGAUCGUCGAUUGGAUGUUGGAUUAUUGCAGUCGGGUAAAUUCCAGGAAGCCUUGGAUGGUCUUUCAAAAUGGCUCAAAGAUACCGAAGAGAUGGUCGCCAAUCAAAAACCACCAAGUGCUGAUUAUAAGGUAGUUAAGGCGCAGUUGCAAGAACAGAAAUUCCUCACAAAGAUGUUGAUGGAUCGCCAGAAUUCGAUGUCUUCGUUGUUCCAGCUCGGUCAAGAGGUUGCUGCCGGUUGCGAUGCUUCGGAGAAGGCCGCAAUUGAACGUCAACUGAAGGAACUGAUGGGUCGUUUCGACGCCCUGACUGACUCUGCUCAGACUCGUACUCUGGACCUAGAACAGGCUAUGCAUGUUGCCAAGCAAUUCCAAGAUCAGCUGAAUCCGCUCACGAAGUGGUUGGAUGGAGCCGAACGUACUGUGAAAGCAAUGGAAUUGGUACCAACCGAUGAAGAAAAAAUCCAACAGCGCAUUCACGAACAUGAACGUAUGCAUGACGAGAUCCUCUCUAAACAACCUGACUUCAGUGAGUUGGCAGACAUUGCCGGACAGCUAAUGGAACUGGUUGGUGAUGACGAAGGAGUGGUACUUAGUGAAAAGGUGAAGAACACCACAGAUCGAUAUACCGAUUUGGUGCACGCCAGCGAGAAUAUUGGACACGUGCUGAAUGAAUCUCGCCAAGGUCUGCGUCAUCUGGUACUAACCUACCAGGAUCUGGUUUCAUGGAUGGAGAACAUGGAAAAUCGUCUGCAACGGUUCCGGAUCAUUCCGGUGCAUACCGAAAAGUUGCUAGAACAGAUGGAUCUCUUGGUAGAACUCAACGAAGAUAUUGCCAGCCGAUCACCGAACGUAGAAUCUACGGUUGAAGCUGGAUCGGAACUGAUGAAGCACAUUUCAUCGGAUGAAGCACUGCAACUGAAGGACAAGCUUGACUCACUGCAGCGUCGUUAUGGAGAACUUACGACAAAAGGAGGAGACCUUUUGAAACACGCACAAGAUGCACUGCCAUUGGUGCAGCAGUUCCAUCAGUCCCAUAUCCGUUUGGUUGACUGGAUGCAAGCUGCUGAAUCUACUCUAGCCACUGGGGACUCUAACGAAACUGAUAUCGUUCGUCUGGAGGGUGCCCUAAGCGAAAUGAGACCGGUUCUGGAAACUGUCAACUCGGUUGGUCCUCAGCUAUGCCAGAUUUCACCUGGAGAAGGAGCUUCGACCAUUGAAGGAAUCGUUACCCGUGACAACCGUCGUUUCGAGGCAAUUGUCGAGCAGAUUCAGCGCAAGGCCGAACGUCUACACCUUAGUAAACAACGGUCCGAUGAAGUUACUGCCGAUAUCGAUGAACUGCUUGAAUGGUUCCGCGACAUGGAUGCUACUCUUCGUGAUACUGAUCUACCGGCAAUGACACCCAAGCUGGUACGAGCACAAUUGCAAGAACACCGCUCAAUCAACGAUGACAUCUCAAGCCAGAAAGGACGCGUACGUGAUGUCACUUCGGCUGCGAAGAAGGUUCUCCGAGAAUCACAACCCAAUGAAAACACCAUUGCUCUGCGUGAGAAGUUGGAAGAUCUGAAGGAAGUGGUCGAUACGGUAGCUGGACUCUGCUCGAACCGUUUGGCUAUACUUGAGCAAGCUCUACCGUUGUCGGAACACUUUGCCGAUUCGCACACUGGCCUGGUCACAUGGUUGAACGACAUGGAGCAUCAAAUCUCCAUGCUUGCAAUGCCAGCUCUUCGUCCCGACCAGAUUGCCAUCCAACAGGAUAAGAACGAACGAUUGACUCAAUCGAUCUCCGAGCACAAACCACUUUUAGAUAAGCUGAACAAGACCGGAGAAGCGUUGAUGGCUCUGGUAGCCGAUGACGAUUCUGCCAAGAUCAGUGAAAUCCUAGAAUCGGACAACGCUCGCUACGCUGCCUUACGUACGGAGCUACGCGAACGCCAGAAUGCAUUAGAACAAGCUCUGCAAGAAUCUAGUCAAUUCUCGGACAAACUGGAAGGUAUGCUACGUGCCCUACAGAACACUGCCGAGCAGGCCAAUCAGGCCGAUCCAAUUUCCGCCCAUCCACCAAAGAUUCGCGAUCAGAUUGAGGAGAACGUUGCUCUGGUUGAAGACAUUGACAAGCGAGGUGAAGCUUUCGCCGCCGUUAAACGUGCCGCUACAGACGUGAUCUCGAAGGCUACCAACCAAGCGGACCCAGCUGUCCGAGACAUUAAGAAGAAGUUGGAGAAAUUGAACAACCUAUGGAACGAGCUGCAAAAGACAACCUCCAAACGUGGAUCUGCUCUGGAUAACACCCUAUCCGUAGCUGACAAGUUCUGGAAGGAGAUGCAAGCCGUCAUGGAGACGCUGAAGGAACUACAGGAAGCGCUCCAGACUCAGGAACCUCCAGCUGCUCAGCCACAGGCCAUCCAGAAACAGCAGGUCGCUCUGCAAGAAAUCCGCCAGGAGAUUGAUCAAACCAAACCGGAGGUGGAACAGGUCCGCCGUACCGGUAGCAACCUGAUGUCGCUCUGUGGAGAACCAGACAAACCAGAGGUUAAGAAACACAUCGAAGAUCUGGACCACGCUUGGGACAACAUUACUGCUCUGUACGCCAAACGCGAAGAGAACCUGAUCGAUGCCAUGGAGAAGGCCAUGGAAUUCCACGAGACGCUGCAGAAUCUGCUGAGCUUCCUGGUCAAGGCCGAGGAUCGGUUCCAGAAGCUGGGCCCACUUGGAUCAGACAUUGAAGCCGUCAAGAAGCAGAUUGAACAGCUGAAGCACUUCAAGGAUGACGUCGAUCCACAUAUGGUAGAGGUUGAGGCGUUGAAUAGGCAAGCGGUUGAUCUAACUGAACGUACCUCAGCCGAGCAGGCAAGUGCCAUCCGUGAACCACUGAGCUCGGUUAACCGCCGCUGGGAGAAUCUCCUUCGUGGAAUGGUCGAACGACAGAAGCAGCUGGAGCACGCUCUUCUUCAUUUGGGCCAGUUCCAGCAUGCUCUGAACGAGCUGUUGGUCUGGAUCAACAAGACCGAUGCCAAUUUAGACGAACUGAAAGCAAUUCCGGGAGAUCCACAGUUGCUGGAAGUUGAGCUGGCUAAGUUGAAGGUGCUGGCCAACGAUAUCCACGCUCAUCAAAGUUCGGUGGAUACGUUGAAUGACGCUGGCAGGAAGCUGAUCGAGAACGAUCGUGGAUCGUUGGAGGCUUCCACUACGCAAGAUAAGCUGCAGCAGUUGAACAAGCAAUGGAGAGAUCUGCUGCAGAAGGCAUCUGAUCGCCAACAUGAGCUGGAAGAAUCGCUGCGUGAUGCUCAAGCGUUCACCGCUGAAAUCCAAGAUCUUCUGGGAUGGUUGGGAGAUGUGGACGCUAUCAUUGGCGCUAGCAAGCCUGUUGGUGGACUACCGGAAACUGCUUCCGAACAACUGGAACGAUUCAUGGAGGUUUACAAUGAGCUAGAGGAAAAUAGACCAAAGGUUGAAACGUUGAUCGCACAAGGACAAGAAUACGUACGCAAACAGACGCAGCUGCAGGUUUCGGCUAGUAAUCUACAGCAUACGUUGAGAACACUGAAGCAACGCUGGGAUGCUGUAGUUUCUCGAGCUUCCGACAAGAAGAUUAAGUUGGAGAUUGCUCUGAAGGAAGCUACCGAGUUCCACGAUGCUCUACAAACAUUCGUAGAAUGGUUAACUCAAGCGGAAAAACAACUGUCCUCUGCUACGCCAGUUUCCCGUGUACUUGAAACGAUUCAGCAGCAGAUGGAAGAACACAAAAUCCUGCAGAAGGACGUUUCCAUCCACCGCGAAUCGAUGCUCUUGCUGGAUAAGAAGGGAACUCAUCUGAAAUACUUCAGCCAGAAGCAGGACGUCAUUCUUAUCAAGAAUCUCCUGGUUUCGGUGCAACAUCGUUGGGAACGUGUGGUGGCUAAGGCUGCCGAACGAACUCGUGCCUUGGAUCAUGGCUACAAAGAAGCCCGCGAAUUCCACGACGCUUGGCUGCAGCUGAUUACGUGGUUGAAGGAAACUGAGACCACGCUGGACACGCUUGCUGAGGAGUCAACCAACGAUGCGGUCAAGAUAAAGAAGCACUUGGAAAAACUUCGGGAGAUUCAACGUCAGUUGCAAUCGAAGGAAAGCUUCUACGAUGGAACAAUGCGCAAUGGCAAGGGCUUGAUGGACCGUGCUCCGAAGAGCGAUGACCCGGUGCUAUCGAAGAUGAUGAAUGAAUUGAAGGAUUCAUGGAAACGUGUGUGUCACAAGAGCGUCGAACGUCAACGCAAGUUUGAGGAGGCUUUGUUGCUAUCUGGACAAUUUGCUGAUGCUCUGCAGGCACUACUCGAAUGGUUGCGCAAGGCAAAGGUCCGACUUGCCGAGGAUGGCCCAGUGCAUGGUGAUUUGGAUACGGUGACAACCCUUUUCGAUCACCAUAAGCAGCUGGAGUCGGACCUGGACAAACGCUCAGCACAAAUGCAAAGCGUCAUGAAGACUGGCAAGGAUCUUGAAAAGUCCGACGAAACUCGGGAGACUAGCAAGAACCUUAAAGAAUUGCAAAAACUGUGGGACGAUGUUCAGGAUCUGAGCGCCCGUCGCAAGUCACGUUUGGAGGUGGCGUUGAAGGAAGCGGAACGCCUGCACAAAUCUGUUCAUAUGCUUCUGGAAUGGUUGUCUGAGGCCGAACAGAAGUUGCGUUUCGCCGCCGCUGCUCCGGACGAUGAAGCCCAAGCCAAUGAUUUGCUGGAUGAGCAUUCUCGCUUCAUGAAGGAGUUACGCGAGAAGGAGUUCGACAAGGAGGAAACCCUCGGACUGGCCAACUCCAUUCUGGGUAAGGCUCAUCCGGACGCGAUUCCAAUCAUCAAGAACUGGAUCUCGAUCAUCCAGUCCCGGUGGGACGAGAUUUCCCAAUGGGCACUGAGCCGUCAGACCAAGUUGGAAUCGCAUCUGAAGUCGCUCAAGGAUCUGGACGAAUCGAUCGAGGAACUGUUGGCUUGGUUGGCCGGACUGGAAGCGACGCUGUUGAACCUGGAACAGGAACCACUGCCGGACGAGAUUCCACCGUUGGAAGCUCUGAUUGCCGACCACAAGGAAUUCAUGGAGAACACUGCCCGCCGUCAAGGCGAGGUGGAUCGUGCCUGCAAGCCACGUCAACCGCCACCAGGGUUGAAGGAAGCGCGAAAACCGUCCCGCGGUGUGCUCAAGACACCAGUAAGAGGAUCACAACCAGAUUUGCGCGAACAUUCGCCUGACUACGGCACCCUAGGACGAAAGCAAAGUUUCAAGGGAUCACGCGAUCAAGGGCUUAAUUCACGUCGUACAAGUCGUGUGAGUCCUGGACGCGAAACCCAGACGCCGGAACGGGAUCGCCUGCCGCACUAUGGUCCACGAUUUUCGCCAAGCAAUCAACCCGAAGCGGAGCUCCGUUCCCCGCGAGCCAAGCUCCUGUGGGACAAGUGGCGCUACGUGUGGAUGUUGGCAUGGGAACGCCAGCGUCGUCUGCAUGACCAUCUCCUGUACCUGCAAGAUCUGGAACGCGUCCGGCAGUUCAGCUGGGAGGAAUGGCGCAAACGUUUCCUCAAGUUCAUGAACCACAAGAAGUCCCGCCUGACGGAUCUAUUCCGCAAGAUGGACAAGGACAACAACGGACUGAUCCCGCGGGAAGUCUUCAUCGAUGGAAUCAUCGGAACGAAAUUCGACACCUCGAAGCUGGAAAUGAACGCCGUGGCCGAUUUGUUCGACCGCAACGGAGAAGGACUGAUCGACUGGCAGGAGUUCAUCGCGGCACUUCGACCGGACUGGCAAGAUCGCAAGCCAAAGACCGACGCAGACAAAAUCCACGACGAGGUCAAACGGUUGGUGAUGCUGUGUACGUGUCGACAGAAGUUCCGAGUAUUCCAGGUCGGCGAAGGCAAAUAUCGGUUCGGAGACUCCCAGAAGCUGCGUCUAGUGCGUAUUCUACGAAGUACUGUGAUGGUUCGCGUCGGAGGUGGAUGGGUAGCACUUGACGAAUUCCUGGUCAAGAAUGAUCCUUGUCGAGCCAAGGGACGCACCAACAUCGAGUUGCGUGAGCAAUUCAUCCUGGCCGACGGCGUAUCGCAAUCGAUGGCUGUCUUUAAGCCGCGCAUGUCCGGCUCAGCUGGUUCGGGAUCGACUCAAACGGGCUCACCCAUCCCGACCCAGGGCCCGAUUGUGAAGGUACGAGAACGUUCGUCGAAAUCGAUUUCGAUGUCGCGACCGUCUCGAUCGUCACUGUCGGCCUCCACACCGGAUUCGCUUAGUGAUAACGAAAGUAGCUUAGGAACUCCAGGACGUUUCCAGACGCCCAGCCGUAAAACUUCAGUGCCAAUCAAAUCUCAGAUGACCCCCGGUGGAUCGAGAGCAAACUCGAGACCUAGCUCCCGGCCGGCAAGCCGUGCCGGAUCGAAACCACCGUCCCGUCACGGAUCGACACUGUCGUUGGAUAGCACCGACGAUGCCACCCCGUCAAGAAUCCCAACCCGGCGGCUAACCAGUACAACGACUACUCCCAGGCCAUCGCGACUGUCGGUAGGUUCGACAACAAGUGGCACCACUCGAAUCGCAUCAACCACGAAUGGCGUCUCAUCGAGGACGGCAUCGGGUGCCGCUUCGCCUGCCCCCACAAGAAACGGUGGCAUGAGUCGAUCAUCAAGCAUACCAACACUAGUAGGACUACCAAAUAGCAGGAAAACGAGCGGAACGUCCACUCCGUCCGGAAUGCAGACCCCCAGGCGGACAUCGGUGGAACCACAAACGCCGGGCCGAAGCUCCCGGGGAACGACCCCCUCGACCGAGAAGCGUGCCCCGUUUAGACUUUAAGACCCCUCUCGAGAAAAAAAGAAGCGGAAAAGACGACGAACGAAACUCGAAAAACAAAAUCUAACCAAUAACCCCACCACUAGAGAGGAAACAGCAACUGGAUUAAGUCUAACGCUGAAGAAGAAGAAGAAUAAGAUGGAGAAAAGUGUGUCGCCACAUACUAAUCAGUUCAAAGUAUUUUCUUGUUUUCGUUUUUUUUUUCUUUACGUACAAUUAGGGUUUGCUUUUAUUCUUCGCCAAGGAGAAUUACAAAUUUGCAAUACUAAUCAAUGAUGAUUAGGGCUUUUCGGAAGUUUGUGAGGGCGAAAAUUUACUUUUUCAGUUCAAACUACCAGUGAAAGAGAGGAGAGUGAGAAUGAGCAUAGCAGAGUCCCCUACUGAAAGGAGAAAGAGUUGAGACAAAAGCAGCUAAAAGAAGAGCAAAAUGUAAAUAUUUUAGAGUAGCAACGGGAUAAAAGAUGUAAAAAGUUAAUUCUUGCGAGAAAAAAAAAAGUCCAGUUUGAUUUAGCGCAGUGUACCUACCGUAUUCAGUUUGAAAUUGAAAUUGAAAUUUUAUCGGCAACCAAUGGACGGAUUAUCCGAUUGAGAUUGACAACGGGACGUUGAAUAGGGGACUAUAAAUUGUGUUUUUCGGGGAGGAUCGGAGGAAUGGCCAUCGAAGAAAAUCGCCAGUUCUCCGGUUGCAAUUUCUCCAACCCCCUUGAAAGGCACUAAAAUGAGCGGAUAUACAUUAACAUGUGUUCAAAUGAUCGGAUCGAAUGGGUGAGCUGUGUGUGGAAAGAAAGUGUUGUUUUUGUUUGUAUUUUUUUAUUUAUUAUUUAUACAAGAUGUAGAACAUGUAAGAUUUUUUUUUUGUUUUCACGUUUUUUUUUCAACCCUGGCUGAAAAGCACUAUUGGCUCGAUGGAAAGAGGAUCGCCAGCCUUUUCCAGAGAUCGAAUGGAUGACACGCUGGGUGAAUAUUAUGUUUUUUUUACCAUGCAACGAGAGAUGCUCUUUCGAAUGAAGAUUCAUAGUAGCCGUCUAAGGGUGAAGUAAAAUCGCCAGUUUUCUUCUCGCUUGAACAGUUACUAGCGAAGAAUCUUUUUGGCGUGACAGUAUCUCGUUCGGAAUUUGAUGACAUUUUUCGAGUUUGCUAUGUAGAUGAACUAGCAACUGGGUUCAAGCUUUCAAAUACUGAAUAAUUGCCGAAAUAAUACUAGGAAAUAGAAAAAAAAGGAACACACACGUUUAAGCAGUUAUUAAUUCAUUAACUACAAAAAAAAGUCAUUUAGUUGCGUAAGAUCACAAUAUUAUUAGGAAUAUUAUGCAAAUAUUAAUUGAUUAACUAAUGCGAGCAAAUGCUAAGCUGUUUUUGUAAUUGAAGUUUAAAUAGUUUUUUAUACAAAAAUGAAAAAAAGAAGAAAAAUAUCACAUAAAAACGAAUAAUUCCUAGGAUAAUGACAGACGAAAAGGGAAAAAAAAGCAUAAGACAGACUACUACUAGCUUACAAAUUAACUUCACCGAUUUUUCAGCUAUAGCAGUUAAACUUUUACUACAUGUGAUUCAAAAUGUAACAAGAAAGAAAAAAAAACUCAUAAAAAUAAUAAACGAAAAUGAAUAAUCCAACAA
Ochlerotatus camptorhynchus is the source of this 28557-nucleotide messenger RNA. It is a transcript of the gene shot, whose product is annotated as dystonin-like protein short stop. The transcript has 29 exons. Gene Ontology annotation, molecular function: structural molecule activity; calcium ion binding; microtubule binding. Lineage: Eukaryota; Metazoa; Arthropoda; Insecta; Diptera; Culicidae. Gene Ontology annotation, biological process: wound healing; intermediate filament cytoskeleton organization. Bases 310 to 26946 code for a protein of 8878 amino acids. Gene Ontology annotation, cellular component: intermediate filament; cytoplasm; cytoskeleton. The record is from RefSeq and is a predicted model, not a curated record.